Molecule: messenger RNA, 2074 nt
Organism: Mobula hypostoma (lesser devil ray)
Lineage: Eukaryota; Metazoa; Chordata; Chondrichthyes; Myliobatiformes; Myliobatidae
Gene: tmed10
Product: transmembrane p24 trafficking protein 10
Exons: 5
Coding region: 67-702 (211 amino acids)
Biological process (GO): intracellular protein transport; Golgi organization; endoplasmic reticulum to Golgi vesicle-mediated transport
Cellular component (GO): endoplasmic reticulum; COPII-coated ER to Golgi transport vesicle; endoplasmic reticulum-Golgi intermediate compartment
Source: RefSeq, a predicted model, not a curated record
CCAAUCGGACGGCGCCACGUCCGCUGGACCACGAAGCCGGAAGCCGGGAGUCUGGAGCGCCCCGUCAUGCCGCCGCCGCCGCCGCCACCGCUCGCUGUCCCGCUGCUGCUGCUCGGCCUGGUCCUCGGCGCCCGCGCCAUCUCCUUCCACCUGCCCUCCAACUCCAGGAAGUGUCUCCGGGAGGAGAUCCACAAGGACGUGCUGGUGACCGGCGAGUACGAGCUGAGCGAGCAGCCGGGCGGCCGCACCGACCUGAAGGUGACGGAUUCCUCUGGACACAUUCUGUACUCCAAGGAGGAGGCGAGCAAGGGCAAGUUUGCCUUCACCACCGAUGACUAUGACAUGUUUGAGAUCUGCUUUGAGAGUCGGCUGCCAGCAGGUCACUUCCGGGUACCAGACCAGCUGAUUGUUCUCAACACCAAGCACGGGGUGGAAGCCAAGAACUAUGAAGAUAUCGCAAAGGCAGAGAAGCUAAAACCACUGGAGGUGGAGCUGCGGCGGCUGGAGGACCUGUCGGAGUCGAUUGUCAAUGACUUCGCGUACAUGAAGCAGCGGGAGGAGGAGAUGCGGGACACGAAUGAGUCGACCAGUGCCCGCGUUCUCUACUUCAGCAUCUUUUCUAUGUGUUGUCUGGUUGGAUUGGCCACUUGGCAGGUUUUCUACCUUCGCCGCUUCUUCAAAGCCAAGAAACUCAUCGAAUAAAGCUGAUCAGAAAGUGUCUAUUAGUGAGUGUGUGUGUGUGCGCGCACGCGUGUGUCUGGGUUGGAGGGGGCAUGUAUGAGUGACAAUUUAUCACUGUUUGUAUUAAAUGGGGUGCUUUAAGUGUUCUGAGCACGUGCUGUGUGUUAAUGUGCAGCACUAGUUGGCCCGUGGCUGGGGUCGAGGCCAUUCUGAAUCUUGUGAACGGACAUUAAGCUUCAUCUUCCACUUGGCCUGGAUCACUCCCCAUGGAAAAGAUGAGCAAAGGACCUCGGGAGAACUUUUGUAGAAACUUAUUUCCGCAGGCUGAGAGUUUGCCUCAAAAACAGAGAAUGCUGGCAAAGCCAGUGCCGGUGGAGAGGAGCUGUUACCACCUCUAGUCGACAAAAGAAGGUUUUGACCAGUAUUUUGUUCUUGACUCAGAUUUUCAGCUGCAGAUUUUCUGGAAUUCCAAAUAGCUUGCAAAAAAAAAAGGUAUUAUCUUGCAGUGGGCAAGGAUCUGUGGUAGUCUUUUAACAAGAUAAUCACCCCAAAGAGAGCUAAGUUAACUUGCUGCCUCACCUGAAUCUAUUACAGGGGUCACUGCGCCUAUCAGCUGUGUGAUCGUCACCAAGGUUUCUGUUUAAUGCCAACCCCCCACCCCUGCGCUUAAAACCCAUGUGAGUGAGGCCCUUGGCCCCACAAACUCUGGAGCCAGCAUAUUACUGAAGCAGGUUUGCAAUUUUGUUUUUUGUUGAGAGAUAUAGAGUACAGAGACUGGCCCUUCAGCCCAUCGAGUCCAUGCAAACCAUCGGGCACCCAUCUACACAACCCCGUUCUGUUGAAUGUAAUAGUGCACUGUGAAUUUCAACGAGGGCUGGACUACCUCUUGUCUAGAGUUACAUGGAUUGAGCAGCUGUUGACAUGAGGUAGUUAGCUGCCCUCGAACCCUCACUGAAAUUCAGAACAUAAUUGCAUUCAGCAGAAUGGGGUUACCCGGACUCGACGGGCCGAUGGGCUCGUGCUAGAGAUUGAUUUAAAAGAGGGAAUGAAUUUGCAGAGUUUACUCCUUACUAAAGUUUCCCUUCAAUCCAGCCCUCAGUAAGAGUGGCCAGGGCCCAGCACCACUGGAGGUGGGUGUAGAUUGUGAGGCACUUGAUGCUCGAUGGGUGAGAGCACCCUGCACAACCUGCACCCAAGGCGUUUGAUUUGCUUACCGGCUUGUUUCGUAUUUUCUCUGCGGUGACAAUAAUGUGGUCAGUCAGUAGGAGGGAGCAGAGUCUGUGGAUGUGCGACGUGCCAGGGGUUGGUCUGUGAUCUUUCACUGUAAAACAUUUCAUUCACUUGGAAUAGUUUUGUGCAGAAACUGUAAGAAUAAAUUUCUCUUUUAAAUGGA